Molecule: messenger RNA, 2892 nt
Organism: Schizosaccharomyces octosporus yFS286
Lineage: Eukaryota; Fungi; Ascomycota; Schizosaccharomycetes; Schizosaccharomycetales; Schizosaccharomycetaceae
Product: tRNA ligase Trl1
Exons: 1
Coding region: 186-2555 (789 amino acids)
Biological process (GO): tRNA splicing, via endonucleolytic cleavage and ligation
Cellular component (GO): nuclear inner membrane
Molecular function (GO): RNA ligase (ATP) activity; GTP-dependent polyribonucleotide 5'-hydroxyl-kinase activity; ATP binding
Source: RefSeq, a predicted model, not a curated record
CGCUAAAUGAAAGACAGAAUUCAUUUGUUAUUGUCAAGAACUGAACACUUAUCUUGACUUAGGACAAAGAAUUUGUAAUUUGUGGUCUUUCGCUUGCGGCUCUGCGUGAUUCCUAUUCAAAUAUUGAUGUUAAUUUUAGGUUAGUACUCACCUUGUAGGUUGUUCAGCAAUAUUUGAUCUGCACAAUGUCGAAUACGUUCGCUACUCCAAAAGAACUUGUUGAAGAACUUUGUAGAUUGCGUGAUUUGAAAAUAGGCAUUUUUGGCGAGAAAAAACCUACCAUACGCUCUGUCUCCUUUGCUGUUCCAGGUACAAAGUAUGAACUGACGUCCUGGAGGGUUUGGGAACAGGCUUACCGUAUCAAUGUGUCCGACAGCAAGAAGACAUACGACAGUGUAACUGGUCAAAAAAGACGUUUACCAACAUGUGCUCGUGGUUUGUUCACCUAUAAAGAUCCGAACUCAGAAGAGCAAAAGAUUGCUAUUCGGGGUUACGACAAGUUUUUCAACAUUGAUGAAAUUCCCCUUACUACUUGGAAAUCUAUGAAAGAACAUACAAGGGGACCCUAUGAGUUGACUGUCAAGGAAAAUGGCUGUAUCAUAUUUAUCAGUGCUUUAUCCAAUGGCGAGCUCAUCAUUACCAGUAAACACUCUUUUGGAGCUGUUGAAGGCCAAAGCGUCUCCCAUGCGUUAGCUGGAGAACGUUGGCUUGAAACCCAUUUACAGAAAGUUGGUAAAUCGAAGAAGGAACUUGCACAAGAACUUCUUAAGCGACAAGCUACGGCUGUGGCAGAGUUAUGUGAUGAUGAGUUUGAAGAGCACAUUCUUCCGUAUCGAGCUGAGUAUCGCGGUUUAUACUUACAUGGCCUAAACUUGAAUGUUCCCGAAUUUACCACGGCAUCAUCAGAAGAUGUAUCCACGUUCGCGAAAGUCUGGGGAUUCUUAAAAACAGACUCAUUUCACAUUCAGAAAUUUGAAGAGAUGAAAAAUUUUUUGGAGGAAACUGCAAAGACUGGAAAGUGGAAUAAUCGCAGUGUCGAGGGGUUUGUUGUACGCUGUCAUUCUACUGUCCAAGCUAAAGAGCAUAAGCCGACAAAUGAUUUCUUUUUCAAAUACAAGUUUGAUGAGCCAUACGGCAUGUUUCGACAAUGGAGAGAGGUUACGAAGAUGCUCAUCCAUGACAAACCUCUAAAUUACGUUAAAUACAAGAAAAUUACAAAUGAGUAUGUGAACUUCUGUAGGAAAAAAUUCCAAGAAAAACCCGAAUUGAAAGUUCUUUAUCUUAACAACAAAGGCAUUAUAUCUUUGCGUGAAGAGUUCUUACUUCUCUCCAAGCUUGACGCUAUGACUAUUUCGGUCGAGUCGAGUAAUGAAAAGCCCUACACACUGCUAGUACCUAUUGCCACAAUUGGUUGCGGGAAAACAACGGUCGCUAAGAUUUUGGAAAGGCUAUUCAACUGGCCAGUUGUUCAAAACGACAAUAUUCCUUCAGGUAAGGGAGGUCCCAAGAGAUUUGCACAUGCAAUCGUCAAUGAAUUUCAAAAUGGUCACUCUAUUGUUUUCUCUGAUCGAAAUAACCAUAUUCCGAAUAUGAGAAGUGCUCUUCGAAAUGAUGUAUCGAGUGAAUUAGGCGGUGUUCGUUACAUAGCUUUGCCUUUUCUACAAAACUCCAAUACUCGUUCAUUCGUACAAAAGCGUAUAAUAAAUAGAGGUGAUCGUCACCAGUCUAUCAAAGUAUCAGAGGGUGUGGAAAAGGUAGAUGCUAUUCUAAACAUGUUUUACAAACAGUAUCGACCAUUUGAUCCAGAGUUGUUUUCUCACGACCAAGGUUACGAUGAUGUCGUAGAAUUAGACGCUCAUGCUGGAUCUCUGGAAAAUGCUCGUCUCAUAGUGGAUUACAUACGUGAACAUAUGCCCGAUUUGGUGCCCCAGAAUCCUAGUGAGGAAGAAUAUCAGCAAGCUUUGGAAUAUGCUGUUAAUGAAUAUGUACCUACCUACACAAAAAACAUGGGAGGGAGUUCGUUGAAAAAGAAAGAAAAUUUCGAUGGAAUUAAUUAUUUUGGAGUCUGCUUUCCUUCAGAGAAAGUUAACAAUGUUCUGAAGGAAAUAAUCAGUUCAAAAGGUAUAAGCUGGAAUGAUAUGUUUGCUUCAUACACUCUUCAAGAAUCUUUUCAUGUUACAAUGAUUCACAAUUCACAGAUUGCAUUCGGCCCCGAAACUGCUAACCUAUGGCAGCAAUACCUUAACCAACUUGAGAAUAAACAUGAUGGUAACAAUCAAGUGAACUUCACUAUUAGAAACCUCGUAUGGGACGGAAGAAUAAUGUGUUUUGCCGUUGACAUCGACUCGAAGAGUGUCUGGUGUGGAAAAACUGUAAAUCCUCAACUUCACAUCACAUUAGGUACCACAUCGCCUUCUGUUAAAGCAUAUGACUCUAAUUUAAUGCUGGAGAGGCUAAGAGCAGGGAAAGCAUCAGAUGAACCAAAAAUUCAUGUACUUGAUGUUGAACCUAAAGUCAAUAUCAUGGGAACCUUGCAAUCCGUCCCUAAGAAAUAAUGUAUAGAGUUUAGAAUUUUUAAUGAAAUUUUGGAUAUGGUUUUUUGGGAAAUUUACGCGAAUUGGUUAGAAUUACAUAUUUUUAUAACCACUCUAUUCACUAAGAAUAAUGUACAUGAUGUUCCCAAUAUCACCCUGUUUUAGGUUAUUUUCCAAGUCCAGCGUAAGUUAUGAUUUUUUUGGUUAAAGGAUAGCAAGUUUUGGUUGGCUUUGCCAGGAGCAGCUAAAGAAUCAGGAAUAGAGGAAAGAUACUCAUUACGGAAGACACAGAAACUCCAAUCCAAAUUCCUGUUUACGUUAAUUUGUUAAAAAGAUCUAAAAAUAAAAAGAAUUCUUA